AUGGCGACCGCCUACGAGAGAUACAAUUUGCACACAACCCCAGAGAAGUUCUUCAUUGAGGCCUGCGAUGAGGGGGCUGAUGCUGUGCUGGCAAUUGACAGGGUCUCAAAUGAGAUGACCCUCACAGGUAAAAAAGAUGUUCCUCCCUCAGCGGUCACCAGGCCUAUAUGUGGUAUCAUGGGAACCAUUCGCUUGGUAGCAGGAAUGUACCUGAUUGUUAUCACCAGGAAGAGGAAUGUGGGCAGCCUCCUGGGCCACGCUGUGUGGAAGGCUGUGGAUUUUGAUGUCAUCUCUUAUAAGAAGACAGUGCUGCAUCUCUCAGAGAUCCAGUCUCAGGAGAAUAAGACUUUCCUGUCCAUGAUUAACAAUGUGCUGACUACAGACGGCUUCUACUUCUGCACUCACUACGACCUGACACACACUCUGCAGCGGCUGGCCAACACUAGCCCCGACUUCCAGGAGAUGAGUCUGCUGGAGAGGGCAGAUCAGCGGUUUGUGUGGAAUGGAAAUCUCCUGAGAGAUCUAGCUGCACAGCCAGAGCUUCAUAAGUUUGCACUUCCUGUUGUCCAUGGAUUCAUCGUCAUGAAGCCGUGUCGUAUCAAUGGGAAAAUCUUUGAGUGGAUCCUCAUAUCCAGGAGAAGCUGCUUCCGUGCCGGUGUCAGAUACUACGUUAGAGGCAUCGACUCUGAAGGCCAUGCUGCUAACUUUGUGGAGACUGAGCAGAUAGUUUUGUAUGAGGGAGCAAAGGCUUCAUUUAUUCAGACACGAGGCUCCAUGCCCUUUUACUGGAGUCAGAGGCCCAACCUGAAAUACAAACCUAAACCUAUCAUCAGCAAAACCACCAAUCACAUGGAUGGUUUCCAGAGGCAUUUCGACUCUCAGCUCCUCAUCUAUGGGAAGCAAACUAUUCUCAACCUGGUGAAUCAGAAGGGCUCAGAGAAGCCACUAGAACAGGCCUUUGCCAAAAUGGUUUCUGGGAUGAACAAUGGUAUGCUCAAUUACAUAGCCUUCGACUUCCACAAGGAGUGCAGCCACAUGAGAUGGGACCGUCUCCAGAUCUUAGUGGAUGCUGUCGCUGAGACACAAGAUGAAUACAGUUACUUCAUGAUGAACUCAGAGGGGAAGACAGUGGCUCAGCAGAGAGGAGUCUUCCGCAGUAACUGCAUGGACUGCCUGGACAGGACCAACGUCAUCCAGAGCCUGCUGGCCCGACGCUCCCUACAGUCUCAGCUUCAGAGGAUGGGGGUUCUGAAUGUGGGUCAGCGGAUUGAAGAGCAGGCUGAGUUUGAGAAAAUCUACAAGAACGCAUGGGCUGACAAUGCCAAUGCAUGCGCUGUACAGUACGCAGGAACUGGAGCCUUGAAAACAGACUUCACAAGGACGGGGAAGAGGACCAGGUGGGGGCUUCUGAUGGAUGGCUGGAACUCCAUGAUCCGCUACUACAAAAACAACUUCUCUGAUGGGUUCAGACAGGAUUCCAUUGACCUGUUUCUGGGUAACUUUGCUGUCGAUGAGUCAGAUGGACCCACUCCUCUUCGAGUGCAGAAGGACUGGAAAUUCCUUACGCUGCCCAUCAUUAUGCUGGUGGCAUUUUCCAUGUGCAUCGUCUGUCUCCUCAUGGCUGGCGACACGUGGACAGAGACCCUGGCUUAUGUGAUGUUCUGGGGGGCUGCUAGUGCGAUUACAGCCACUAUCAUCCUGUUUAAUGGCCAAGACUUUGUGGACGCCCCCAAACUGGUUCACAAGGAGAAGAUGGACUGAGUGUGCGUGUGUGUGGGUGUAUGUGAGGAUUAGCUGCACCCAGCAGGCUCAUAUACCUCGUCAUCCUCACCAUCUUCUUCCCCAGGUCUGCACUCUACACAGAUCUGCUGCCUGCCCUCUGCCGCCUUUGGACAUAUUUGACCUUCUUCAGUUGUAAUGCACACACUCCUUUACAUGGUUUCCAUUUCUUUCCUACUUUCCUCAUACUGUAUCUUUAGGUUAGUUUUGCUUAUAUGUUGGUUUUGUUGGUGUUAUGUUGUCAGUUACACCGAGGGUCUGUGUUGUCUCAGUAUUCUAUCCACAACAAAUUAAAUUUCUAUACAAUAGCACUACUGUUACUACUGUUCUUAUCUCUUUAACAUUCUUAGAAUUAAUUUCUCUUUCAUAAAAAAUGUUACAACAAGCAUUUUCCCAUUGUGCUUCAUUAAACACAUUUUAGUCCCGCACACCCACACAGGUAUUUUAAAUUCCUCUGGCUGAUCAGACCUCAAAUCAGGUCUUUCUGUGCUGGAAAUUAGGUGAUGUCACCAAACUCUAUACUAAUACAAAAUGAUAAAGGUUGUGAGAUAUCCAGCCCUGGUACAGGUACAACAAAACCAACAGAAGCAUGGGGGAGAUUUCAAGUGGAGUUUGUACAUGUUAAAACACCUGUGUGGCUGGACUAUGGGUAGCUAGGGGCUUUAAAGCUGCAUUCACUUUUUUGACAACUUGUGAGAACUGCUGCAAGCUGAAAACAAGAUAUCUGACAUAAUCUCACCAUAUAAAGUUGUUCAUCUGGUGUUGGGCGGGUAGUGUACCGGAGGGUAUCGGAGCUUUUUUACUGCCAACAGCUGCCUGCUGCUGGAAAUGAUAUUAGCUUAAACAAUGAGCUGAAAGACACUAAAAAGCUCUGUAGCACUUCAGAGCUGAUGAUAAUUCUCUGUGGGUUUGUCACAACAAAUGACCACUUCCACAUUACGCAUAGUCAUGUAAUCCAUUAUUAAUAUAAACAGAUUGAUUAGUGCAGCUUUUAAGAUACUGAACGUAGUUGUAUUCGUCCCAAACAGGGCAUUGAUGUCAAUUAACCCUAAACAGUCACACUCAAAUAUAUGGAACUUAAACAUGCACAUAGUGAUGAAGAGAGCACUCUAUACAGUAUGUACCUGUUGAGUUUUGAAUGUAAUAAGCCUUACAAACUUGCAUAUGAAAUAUAAAUAUUUGGCUAAUCUGUGUAUAACUGGAGUGAACAAUUUGUCUUCCUAGUGCGCUAACGUAGGAGAGUAUAGUGAUUUUGCACUUUGGAGAACGAUGAAAUGUGCUGCCUGCAUACCGCUAUCAGUCAUUUGUACUGAGUGUUAGUACUCAGUCUGUGGUUUUCUCAGCCUAAUUCCUACAGUGAUUGAAAUAGGUUUGGUGUUGAGACCACGGGAGAAACAAACUGACCAAUUUAGAGCUUUGUAGGGAGGAUUAAGAAUGAGGAAGGCAUCUACCUACAGGUCUACGUUGGCUACUUGGCUACAUCAAUGAAAAGCUACUCCAAGAAACCACUAACAGCUUUGCUGUUGACUGAAAAGGACAUUGCCUGGAUGUUUUUUGCCACAUGAUAUCUUGAGCUCACAACUAACACUUCUUUCUAUCUCCAGUCAACAUACUGUUUUUUUGUGGUGAUAACUUCAUUAUCUAAAGAAACUGAAUUAUUGUGUGAUAAUAUUCAAGUCUUUAAGACCUUUAUCCUUGGUUAAUGAUUUAAUGGUUUCAUUAGCUUGAAAACAAUAACAAAUGGUUCACUUCUUGAGUUUUGAAUGCCUUUUAUUCUAAGGUCAUUUUUUUGUCCUUUUCAGUCAACACAGAAGCUGCGUUAGCGGCUGCAAUAAACAUUUUAUGUCAAUCAGAGAAAUGUCCAUUUAAGAGUUGCCAUUUCUGUAUAUAGAGCUACAGCAACCUGUACAGCUGCACACGUCUGUCAACUUGUUGCAAUUUCUGUGGUCAAUUUUCAGCUAUUUUUCAUUGAUGUUGCUAGUUAGCUAGCUAGUUAUGCAGGAAGAUAACAUCCCUGUUCUUGAUUCCACCUACUAAAGCUAUGGUUAGUUCAUUGUUUCUUCACAUAAUGGUUUGAUAACUACAUCAGGCCUGUUUAAAUCUCUGAACAAAUUGGAGAUGUGAGCAGCUAUUCAGAGGUGUGGAACCAAGCUUGUUCAUCUCAGUGUCCCUGGGUUGCUCCAUGGCAGCAUGCAUUGCUGUCUGCCACAGUGUAUUUUUCUGAUACGGCUAGGGUAAGCCACAGUUUCAAAUUCUACACAAAGAAGGGGAUGUUCCUCAAGAUAAGACUGAGGUGAAAGGAAAAGGCCUACACCCAAUGUUACAAAAUAAUACAUUAAAUUUCCUGUUAUAGAAACACCACAAAAACUGUUGUUGUAUCGAUGUUAUUUACAGUAAUUAAACUGGGAUCUCAGCUAAAAACAUAUUACUAACCAGGAAGUCUACCGUGCACCUGUUCUCAGUCUGGUUCAGUUUCCUGCUCGCUCACAGGGGUCUAGAAGAGAAUUAGUCCAAAUCCAAUGUUGGAUCAUUGCCUUACAUACCUGCCCGUAUGGGCUUUGAAACCUUCCUCUCAUGUUGAUAGUUUUAGCAGAAUUGGUCACCAUGCUUUCUUGUUGUGUAUGAUUUCACAUACAACCUAUGUGGUGUUAACUUUCAAUUAUGUGUUUCAGAUUAUUCCUGCAAACAUUAUGUGCUGUAUUAUCUUGUGCAAACAUUACUUGUGCAAACAAGAUGAUUACUUGUGUGAACAAGAUUACUUAAAAUCAUCUUUCAGGACUUCAGGUAUUUACUAGACUUUCAACUGCAUUUAUGGUCUGUAUCAGCAAAUGGAGUUGUAUGCUCAGUUGUUGUGGAGUUGCUAGUACGCUACAGUAGUAUGUGAGCCUUGAGUAAAGAUUUUCAUUCACAAACUCUCUAGAAUGCUCACAUUCACUUUCAUGUAAUUUGUGCAGUGUAGGUGAAAUCUGUCAUGGACAUAUCCUUGUGAUGUCUGUACAUUUUAAAAUGACAUUUGUAUUUACAGAUGUCAUUUGUGGAUGGAAGUGUUUGUCUAGACAAGCAGCAACAGUCAGUCAGCAGCACCUUUUUUGAAGAAUGUUUGGACAUUGUACCCUAAUAUCAUUAUUUUUUCCAUCAUGUACAGCUGCAGUUAUAAAGAAGCCUGAAGGUUCCACAGUUAUACAGUA
Molecule: messenger RNA, 4967 nt
Organism: Micropterus salmoides (largemouth bass)
Lineage: Eukaryota; Metazoa; Chordata; Actinopteri; Centrarchiformes; Centrarchidae
Gene: sacm1la
Product: SAC1 like phosphatidylinositide phosphatase a
Exons: 20
Coding region: 1-1761 (586 amino acids)
Biological process (GO): phosphatidylinositol dephosphorylation
Cellular component (GO): endoplasmic reticulum
Molecular function (GO): phosphatidylinositol-4-phosphate phosphatase activity
Source: RefSeq, a predicted model, not a curated record